Messenger RNA from Beta vulgaris subsp. vulgaris (sugar beet), 5852 nucleotides. Its product is annotated as putative disease resistance protein RGA3. The transcript is spliced from 5 exons. Bases 2030 to 5602 code for a protein of 1190 amino acids. Gene Ontology annotation, molecular function: ADP binding; protein binding. The record is from RefSeq and is a predicted model, not a curated record. Lineage: Eukaryota; Viridiplantae; Streptophyta; Magnoliopsida; Caryophyllales; Amaranthaceae. Gene Ontology annotation, biological process: defense response to other organism.
UGUCACCUUUGCUGAAACAAAUAUUUGAGUAAUAAAGCAAAUAAUUUUUUAUCUUUUACUCAAACUAUCCUACUUACCUUUUUGCUACAUUGUCAUGAAUCAUGGUUUCUCAGGCCCUUGUUAAUGUUGCUUCUACAUUGUCAUGAAUCAUGGUUUCUCAGCCCCUUAAAUUAUUUCCCUUGCUGUUUUAACCCAUUUAAUUCGAGAACAUAUCUAAACCACCAUACAUUUUAAAAUCAAGAACUCCUAUGGGUAGGUGGGGGAAUUGGAGAGUAUCAAUUUAUUUCCGAUAUCAAUUUUCAACCCUUUCCGUAGCUCCAUCUCUAUUCUCUGUCAAUUCAACUUCAACCUCCUAAUCGUCAUCAAUGGCGGUCGUAACUACAGGAGUUUGAUAAUGGCUUCAAUGGUGUUUUCCCAUGGCAAUGUCUGUAAAUUGUUUAAUUUUCAAGGCAACAGUUUGUUACUGUGUUUCUCUACAUUUUUUGGACUUGCCCUUUAUUUCCUUGGAUCGCAUUGACGCUGAAACAUUCCCAUGAAACAAAUGAAGCUGCCAUCAGAUGUUGCAAGAAAGUCCCAAAUUUUGCACAUCCUGAUGCAAAAGACCCACUUACAGAGUUUAUUGUCUUCAGUAAUAUUUUCCAUGGGAGAAUAAUUGGUGUUCCUUCUUUUACUAGUAAAGAAAAUUAAUCUUUUGAGCCACUCCAUUUGUUUGGAGUUACUUUUCUUGAAUAUGUGUGAUAGUAGCUGUUAUUUUCGUUAAACCUACUUAAGCCACAAGGUGAUGGUGGCACAUACAGUAUCAUCAAGGAAUUCCUACAGUCAUUACAUUUUGCUUGUGAUGAAGCUGGAUAACUCUUGGAAUAUGAUGAGUAUGCCUAGUCAUGCCUUGCGGUUGAUCAUCUCCAAGUUCAUCAAAGGGAAUGGAAAUCAUGAUGCUAGUAAAAGAUUUGAGCAGGAUAUACCUAUGGGUGUUAGUGAUAAGCAACCUGAAGAAGGUCUCUGUCCUUGUAUGAGUUUCACUAUGACAUCUGCAACCUGUCCUCUUCUACAACAAACAAGCGCUAGGUUGGUAUUGGAUUAGAUGAAAAGGCAUGGGCUGCAUUCUAGAAUUGAGUACUAGUCCAGAUUUCUCCCUACCGUGAUGAGUGAACCUUGUAAUUCCUCCUGCAUUUGAUGAAAAGUUUAUUUUGAUGCGUCUCUAGUAUAUCAAGCUUGGAGAAUACAGCCACAAGCCCAUGAACUCCGCCCUCUUUUCAAUACAUGAGAAUCACCACUAAUUUAGCUCCCCCUCUUCCCACCCCAUGCAUGCAGACGUUCACUAGUAAUGGUUGUUAAGUAACUUGGAAGGUGAAUAGUGUAUCCUGCAUCAGUAUAGUUAGAUGGAAAUUGACAACAACAUAGUCGAUCAUCAGCAAAGAGUGUGUAUGUUAUUGCAUUGGAUACAUAUAGUACUUUCUGUGAUUGAUAGAAGUCAUGCUAUAUUUUCGUUGCCUAAUGUCAUGGAAUAUGUCAUUUUGAUUCAGCGCAUUAUUAUGUGUGAAGUUUCCAACGACUGGUAUGAACAUUUUAUUUGUUUCUUUUUUACUAUUCAUGAUCUCUUCUGGGAUAUGUUUGAAUCAUUUCGUGUUAUAUCAUGUUCUUCUAUGAUUGCUAAUUUAUCUUACUAGAAAUAAGUCUAAAGCAUAACAUACAAGCUCUGAAGUGGCCAGUUUUCCUGAAAGGCUCCCCACUCUUUUAUGCUGAUGUUAUCAUUGGUGGGUUGUAUAGAAUGUAGAGAAGGUUUGGAAUAGACAAGCCUCCCCUCCCCUCCUCGCCUAAUUCGGACCACAAAGCUGUUUCUAUACAUACAGAUUGGAUUCACUGGACCCUGCUCUAUGUUUUUGUCGAUAACUGGGUUAUAAUGUUUUUUGGGCAGAAAGUACUCAGAUAUAAUGACACUGGCAAAGCCUCUUAAAUCUUACCGGAGGCAUACAUAUCGGAGCUAUACUGGUCACGUAACUGUGGAAGCACCUUUGCUGGUGGAUCACUUAUGUGUCAUGCUCCACUUAUCUGUCUUAGGUGCCGACAGCAACAGCGCAAGCUAAGGAACACUUGGACAUUUUUAAUUAUAAUACGGCAGCAGGAUUCAGGAAUACUCCCUUGCCAGCCAGGAAGUAAUUAUAAUAAUGGUGAUUUUGAUUUGAAUAAAGUAGCUUCGUUGAACCAAGGGAAAAACUUGCCUAUUCAUUCUGUGUUUCUCUCAAAGAAAACAAAACAAGAAAAACUUGUCUAUUCAUUCUGUAUUUCUCUCAAAGAAAACAAAACAAGAAAAACUCUGCAAAAAUGGCGACUGCAGCUGGGUUGGUGCUCACUGCUACUCAGACGCUCCUUUCUGCACUGCAAAGCUGUCCUCCUUGAUGUGGAGUUCAAGCACCAUGAACUGAGCUCUCUAGGAAAUGUCUGGUUUCGCAAGCUCAAGGAUGCUGUCUAUGAUGCUGAUGAUCUAUUUGAUGAAUUCAACACUACUCUUGCUCUGCAGAAGAAACAGAUUCCUGGUGGUAAGAUUUCCAAAAAGGUAUGUCGCUUCUUCUCCAGUGAUAAUCAGUUCCUUUUUGCUGCUAAGACAACUCGAAAGAUUAAGAAGCUUAGAGAGAAGCUAGAUAGCAUUGCCAGAGAUCGUACUCAGUUCGGGUUUGGUGAUGUACAUGUACCUGUUAAGAAGAGGGAGGAGACAUCAUCUUAUGUUUAUGAGUCGAGUAUUAUUGGGAGAGAGGCUGAUAAGGAGGCUGUCUUGGGUUUGUUGUUGCUAGACGACGACUCAGAUGUUGAACAUAAUGUUUCUUUUGUGAGUAUUGUUGGGUUUGGUGGGUUGGGAAAAACUGCUCUUGCCCAACUUGUGUUUAAUGAUGAGAGGAUCAAAAGUGCAUUUGAACUGACCUUGUGGGUUUGUGUCUCUGAGGAGUUUGGGAUGAGAGAAAUACUUUUGAAGAUGCUUGGGAUGACUACUUGUGAGCUUAACAAAGAAGAGUUGCAGCGGAAGGUUCGUCAAAAGAUCAAGGGGAAGAGGUACUUUCUUGUUCUAGAUGAUGUCUGGAAUGAGAGUUGUAACCGAUGGGAGGAGAUAAGGAACUUCUUUCUUAUAGGUGCAAAGGGUAGUAGAAUUCUUGUAACUACUCGCUCAAAAUUGGUGGCAACAGUUAUAGGAGAUCAUCAUGUGCACGAGUUGAAAGGUUUGUCUGAUGAAGAUUCUUGGUGUUUGUUUAAGAGAGUGGCAUUUAAACAAGAAAAUGAACAAGAGGUAGUCGAUGACUUUGUUGACUUAGGUAAACACAUUGUGAAAAAAUGUGCAAAUGUUCCUCUUUCUAUAAAGGUCAUAGGCAGUAUGUUGCGUGAUAAACAUAAAAGCAAAUGGAAGCAGUUUCAAGAACUUGACUUGGCUAAAAUGAGUCAAGGUCAGGAUGAGAUUAUGCCAAUACUCAAGUUUAGCUACUAUCAUCUUACUCCGCAGUUAAAGAGUUGUUUCAGCUAUUGUGCUCUUUUCCCCAAGGAUCAUCGCAUCAAGAAAGUUUUGUUGAUCGACCUGUGGUUAGCACAAGGUUUUCCUGAAUGUCCAAACGACAUGCAAAGAAUAGAAGAUGUUGGUGAGGAGUAUUUUUCGACUUUAUUGCAUCGAUUUUUCUUUCAAGACAUUGAAAAGGAUGAGUACGGUGAUAUUGAUACAGUUAAAAUGCACGAUUUGAUCCAUGAUCUCGCACAGGAAGUAGCAGGACAAGAGUCGUGCUUGGUGAUGGAUGAUAGGACGAGCCAUUUCGAUGAUAAUAUUCGUCAUCUCUCAUUUGCUUAUCCAGGUGACUUCUCGCUUUGUCUAAGUAAUGCUCCAAACAAGUUGAGGACAUUGCGCACGUUCCUUGGACCUAUGCACGACCAAUCUUUGAAGAAUGAUGUCGUUGAACUAGUUCUUAAUUGCAGACACUUAAGGGUACUGAACUUACAUCGUAUGUGGGGUACAAUUAAGUCUUUACCCAAAACAUUACUCAACCUAUCACAAUUAAGAUAUCUUGAUCUCUCUUGCAAUUACGACUUGGAGAUGCUGCCUAAAUCGAUUUCCAAGCUGCAUAAUUUGCAAGUAUUAGACUUAUAUAAUUGUUGGAAGUUAAAGGAGUUGCCGGAGGACUUGAGAGAGUUAGUUAAUCUUAGGCACUUGGAUAUACACGGGUGCGAUAAAUUAACUCAUAUGCCAGUAGGAAUGGGUAGUUUGAUUGGUCUUACCAGACUAACAAUGUUUGUUUUGGGUAGAGGAAGUUCCAAUCAAGUGCAGUUUGGUCAGCUUAGAGAUUUGAUACCUCUAGUUAACCUUAGAGGUGAACUCACAAUUUUAUUUAAAGAGGGUUGUUCAUACGAUGUAGUAAAUGCUGAGGAGGGAUCAUAUUUGUCGAACAAGAAAUAUAUCAAGUGUGUGAAAUUAGGGCAUGAUGAAGCUGUUUUUGAUGAAAGAUGGCUAGAAGCCCUUAAACCCCACUGUGAUAUUAGAGAAAUUAACAUUGAGGGUUACAAAGACGUGAGAUUGCCAAGUUGGGCAGUGACUCUGGCGUCCUCUUUUCCGCUCCUUGUCAAAGUCGAUCUGAGUUAUUUUAAUGAGUUGGAGCAUAUGCCGCGGUUGAGUCAACUCAAACAUCUCAGAAUUCUUAAGCUGUCGGGCAUGCUGAAUGUGGAAUACAUGGAGGAUGAUAAUAAUGGUGCUAUACUACCAUUUUAUCCUUCACUUGAGGAGCUUUGUCUGAUUAACUUCCCGAAGUUAAAGGGAUGGUGGAGAGAAGUAGGUGUGGAAAGGGAAGCUGCGUUAUCUGGUGUUCUUACAUUAACGAUAGAAAUCUGCCCAAACUUGACAUCUUUUCCGGGGUGUCCGAAGUUGAAAGUAGUCGAGCUCAAAAAAUUCAAUGAUGCCCUGACAUUCUGUGCAGGUCCAAACCCAAGUACAUCUUCAGACGAUCUCGUUUAUUGUUUGGAUAAGUUAACAAUUGACAAUGUGCGGUCAUUGAACUCCCUAUUUGGGGAGACUCUACAAGGUAUCUAUAAACUAGUAAUAGAGAGCUCUGAGGUGCAGAAUUUGUCAACUAUUGCAGAGUGGUGUCUAAAGCACGCUUCGUCUAUCAAGUCCUUAAAAUUCUCAAAAUGCAAUAAUCUGAUGAGUCUUUCCAAAGGAGGAAUAGAGCAUAUGACUAAUUUGGAACAACUCGUCGUUUUUUCAUGUAAGAAGCUAGAUUUAGGAGGAGAUGAUGAUGGGAUGCCAUGGAGUAGCCUCUCUUAUUUGAACUUAUUCAGACUUCCAAAGGUUGUAAAUCUGCCAAAGGGGAUUCAAUACUUGUAUUCCCUUAAAAUCCUUUAUAUUAACUCGUGUGAUAGCUUGGAUAAUCUUCCAGAAUGGCUCCAUCGCCUCACGUCCUUACACUACCUUGAGCUCGCUUGGUGCCCUAGAUUGAAGUCAUUGCCAGAAGCAGGCCUCCCUAACCUUAAAUUUUUUAAAAUAUAUAAUUGCACUGAUGAGUUGGUGGAAAGAUGUAGAAAACCAGAUGGGGAAGAUUGGCCCAAAAUCAGCCACAUCCCCCAUUUUAGACUGGAAUGAGGCUUUUAUAAGUCCACCGGUUUCCACGCAUCACAUCAACUCACCACGUAUAUAUUCUCUACCAAACUUAGCUUACCAAACGUAUAUAUCGGUGCCAAUGUUGUAAAUAAAUGAAUUAUAUUCUAUGAAUCAAUAAAUAUUCUAGUCCCUCUUUAACGUAUUACUAGCAACAUUUGGUAUUAUUUGUAAGAGGUAAAAUAUUCAAUUGUUGCUAGUAAUUCAUUACGGAAUGAGUAUAUUGAUUUGCGAA